UCUCUACUCUCUACAGGCUACAAAUUCAAGUUGCACAAUGCAAGCGUGUGAGUAAUAUAGUGUAUAGUUCUAGCGGCAGUCGCGUAUACGAUAUAGUGCGGUAUAGACCAAGUAGUGGGAGACCCGGGUGUUGAGGAAAACGUUCUUAUUAUGAACAGUUCCUCCACCAGUGAUAUUUUUCGUCAAUUUGGCCAAUAGUGUUUUCACCCCCGGGAAAAGUGCAUUUUUCGUUUUCACGGGACUGGUGAAAAUCUCAGGUUGUGAUAUAUGUGACACACAAAAGAACGAACGCCAUCGUGCAAGCAGAAAAAUGUGGGUCCUACUGUUUUUGGCAGUAUUUUUGACAACCGGGAAUGGCCAGUAUUCUGAAACAUCAAAUUGGCCUCAAGAUCGAUUCAAUCAAGGCGACACAUCAACUCGCCAACCCUGGGGCAGAUAUGACGAAAGAGACCCGAAUUCGGGAUUUAAUAACAGACCGGAUAGUCAAGACUGGGAAUCAAACUCGGGAACAAAUUACAGGCCAGGAAGUCAAGACUGGGAUUCAAAUUCGGGAACGAAUUAUAGACCUGGAAGUCAAGACUGGGACCAAAAUUACAGAGGCUCUGUAACUCAGGAUCAAAAUUCCGGUUCGAAUUAUCGUGGCAAUAAUCAAGAGCAAGGUUCAGGGUUCGGUUACAAUAGAAAUCCUGUAACAUCAGAUUCUAAUAAUCCCAAUUAUGGAGGAGGAUUCAGGAGUCCUGGAUUUCAGGGAGAUAAUGUCAUCAUCAGAGAGGCAACCUACUUCAUUGUUGCCUCCCGAAUGGUAAGACCGGGACAAGUCUAUCGAGUUGCAGUGAACGUACUGCACAGUCCUCUGCCAAUGAUGGUUCGAACUUCGAUUCAAAGAAAUGGUGUAGAACUAUCAGCGGAUCACCAGGAAGUAAAAGAAGGUAUUCCCGAAACAUUGAUGCUAAGAGUUCCAUCUACUUCUGUAAAAGGUGAUUACAAGCUUCGCGUGGAAGGAUUAUAUAAUACGUUGACAGGUGGUCAAGCAUUUUUGAAUGAAACUCGACUGAUAUUUUCUCAAAGAUCGAUGACGAUAUUUAUUCAAAUGGACAAGCCUGUCUACAUGCAGGGACAAACAGUUCGUUUCCGAACGAUACCGAUAAAUACAGAAUUAAAAGCUUUCAACAACCCCGUUGAUGUCUAUAUACUUGAUCCUCAGAGAAGAAUUAUGCGACGAUGGUUGAGUCGACAGAGUAACUUGGGAACAGUCUCCUUAUCUUACGAGCUAUCCGAUCAACCUGUUUUUGGAAAUUGGUCAAUUCAAGUAAUUGCGCAGGGUCAAGUUGAGGAGAAAACUUUUUUCGUAGAAGAAUACUAUCAGACACGAUUUGAAGUCAACGUGACAAUGCCAGCUUUCUUUUUCGACACUGAUCCAUAUAUUUAUGGAAUUGUACAGGCGAAUUACACCUCCGGUGCAUCAGUCAGGGGGAAUCUCACUUUGAAAGCCAGUCUCAGGCCGCUGAAUAGAAACUACGCUAGCACUGCGUCACAGCAAUUUGAUGUUCAAGAGAGGUAUUUCGAUUUUGAUGAACAGUAUCCUUCAUGGUUCAAAGUUCAGCGUAAUUACUAUGACGAUGUCGGACAUCGGAUGCCUGUUCUCAGAUUCUUCAACGGUACAUACAGUUUCAGAUACCCCAUGAGAGAUCUGCUGACGCCCUCCGCCUCGGGCGUCGAGGGAAUGGAAAUAGUAGUAACAGCAACAGUAGGAGAGAGAUUUUUAGAAGAAAUCAUAGUCGGCUACUCUUCAGCCCGAAUUUAUAAUUCUAGCGUCAAAGUUAACUUCUUUGGUGGUUCACCACAGAUUUUCAAGCCCGCCAUGCCCUUUUCCUUGAACCUUGUUGCUUCCUUCCACGAUGGUUCGGCUCUGCGACCAAGUCAACUUUGGGGUGCCAGAAUGGAUAUUCGUGCAGACGUUGAAAUGAGAACAAGUGGUCGUAGAUCCCUCGACAACAGAUUCCUACAACCAUCAGCUGAAAAUGGUGCAAUUUGGUCCAUGAAGGUAGACUUACGAAAGGAACUUGGUCUCAGUGAUAGUCCUCAGCGAGCGCAACAAAUUCUGAACGACGUGAUUUCCAUGAAAGUGUAUGCAACUCUCACAGACGGAGAAGGACAUUCAGCACAUACGGAACUUUUGCUUUUGGCUCACGAGUCACCCAAUCAGAAACAUAUCAAGGUUUCGACAUCCACUGAUAAGCCGAAAGUUGGAGAGUACCUGGUGCUUCACGUGCAGACGAAUUUCUACAUAGAUACGUUCAAUUACAUCAUAAUGUCAAAAGGAAUUAUUCUCUUGAAUGGACAGGACAAUAUGCAACAUAAUAUAAGGACCUUCGCGGUUCCCUUAAGUCCAGAAAUGGCUCCAGUAGCCACGGCAGUCGUCUACUAUGUUGGUCGUUAUGGUGAAGUGAUAGCGGAUUCGUUGACCUUCCCUGUUAAUGGUAUCUCGAGAAACAACUUUACCGUUUUUAUUAACAAUAGAAAGGCGAGAACUGGAGAAAAUGUAGAAGUCGCUAUCUAUGGAGAACCUGGUGCUUACGUAGCUCUUUCUGGAAUUGAUAGAUCGUUUUACACUAUGCAAGCUGGAAACGAAUUGACCUACGCAAACGUCAUUUCGAAAAUGGCCCACUUCGACGAAGAAACUAACGGCACUCACUCCCACACCUGGCUUUUCCACGACGGAGAUCCAGAUGAGGUUGUCUACUUCCCUUCCUCCAGUUUCGGAAUAGACGUCAACCGUACCUUCGAAUACAUCGGCCUCGUUGUCUUCACAGAUGCGAUUAUUUUUCGCAAACCAGAAAUUUGUAAUCGCACUCUCGGCUUCGGUGAAUGCCUAAACGGACGCUGUUACCGCCUAGAAAAGAAAUGCGACGGCACCUUCGACUGCGAAGAUGGAACCGACGAGACUCGUUGCAGCGCAGGAAACUUGACGGACAUCACCGAAUUCCGAAAAUUCCGCUUCAAUCGCAUCCAACGUCAAUACGACAACGUAUGGCUCUGGAAGGACGUAAACAUCGGACCCCACGGUCGCCAAGUCUUCAACAUCGACGUUCCCCGGCGUCCCGUCCACUGGAUGGUCACUGCUUUCAGUGUCAGUCCCAGUGUUGGAUUCGGAAUGUUGCCAAAGGCUCUAGAAUACAUUGGCAUUCUUCCAUUCUUCAUCAACGUUGAAAUGCCCACCCGCAGCAAACAGGGAGAACAAAUUGGCGUAAGGGUUUCUGUGUUUAACUACCUGGAAAAUAACAUCGAAGCCACUGUAGUCUUGACUGGUUCGAAGGACUAUAAAUUCGUUCACGUCGAAGAAAAUGGAUUCGUCCAAUCCUACAAACCGCGCACCUCUUUUGGUGAGCAUCAGUUCUUCAUCUGGAUCAAGGCACAAGAUGUUGCCAUCGUCUACCUUCCUAUCGUGCCCAUUCGACUCGGAGAGAUAAAAGUCCACAUCUACGCCAACGCUCUCAUCGGCAGCGACUCUGUCACGCGGACCCUCUUCGUCGAAGCAGACGGACUUCCACAGUAUCGUCACGAAUCUGUCCUUCUAGAUCUUAGUAACAGAGCCUACGUUUUCCAGUACAUGCACGUCAACAUCACCGAGACACCAAUUAUCCCUUAUCAGGAGGAACGUUACUAUGUCUUUGGUUCCAACAAAGCCACAAUCAGCGUCGUGGGCGAUGUGGUCGGACCCAUCUUCCCCACAAUGCCCGUGAAUGCAACGAGUUUGAUUAAUUUACCGAUGGACUGUGCCGAGCAGAACAUGUUCAAUUUCGCAGCUCAUUUGUACACAACCCUGCAUAUGAGAGCUGUUAAUCUAAGAAACAGAACCCAGGAGAAAAUCAGCUUUCACUACAUGAACAUCAUGUACCAGAAGCAGAUUUCCUUCAUGAAUCCGGAUGGUUCCUUCAGUCUUUUCCGCAGUGACUGGAAUCAGUCUUCUCCCAGCGUUUGGCUCACUGCCUACACUGUUUAUGUUUUCCAAGAAGCUGCGAGUAAUUACGAGUACGAAAAUUAUUUGUAUAUUGAUCCUGAAGUGAUUUCAAAGUCUGUAAUGUGGUUGCUGCAGCACCAGACGGAAGAGGGGUCUUUUUAUGAAGUCAGUUGGCUACCAGAUAGAAAGAUGAAUACAACUUAUCACGAGGGAGGCAUUAAUCGGUACAGAAAUAUUUCGCUCACAGCGCACGUACUGAUAACUUUGGCAAGUGUUAAAGACCUUCCGCAUGGUCUGGGAACAAGAGUUUCUCUGGCUGCUGAGAAUGCCGCCAAGUGGCUGGAAACGAAACUGUCGUAUCUGGAGAAUUAUGGGCAACCUUAUGAGAUUGCGGUAGUGGCUUAUGCCCUGCAAGAAAAGGCAUCGAGUAGACAGGAGUUUGCGUUUGAGAUUUUGAAUAGACACUCGAGGAUUGAAGGGGAUCUGAUGUACUGGGGAAGAGAAGCUAUACCGCAACCACCUUAUAAGAUUGAAAAUCAGAAACCGUUUUUGCUGCCUCGUCUGCCUUAUAAAUACGAUUCGGAAAAUAUUGAGACCACGGCCUAUGCGUUGUUGCUGUAUACAGCUAGGCAACAGGUAUUUUUGAUUCAGCCAAUUGUUAGGUGGUUGAAUACGCAGAGAUUGACGAAUGGAGGCUGGGCUACUACGAGAGACACUGCUUGGGCGAUGAAAGCUUUGAUGCACUAUACACAAACGCAGAGAUUGAGAGAGGUUUCGGAACUGAGUGUUACAAUUGAGGCUACCUCUUUGCCCGGGCAGACGAAAGUGCUUCAUGUUGAUAGGAAGAACCUGGCGACACUUCAGUCGGUUGAGAUACCAGAAGCAUGGGGAACUGUGAAGGUACAAGCAAAUGGAGCAGGAUAUGCAAUCUUACAAAUGUCUGUUCAAUAUAACGUCGAUAUCCAAAAGUUCCAAACUAUGCCACCAGUGAAAGCCUUCGAUUUACGAACCAGAGCCAAUUUCCAUGGAAGAAAUCAGUCUCACAUAUCUUACACCAGUUGUCAGAGGUGGAUAAAUACGAACGAGUCCAUGCGCUCAGGAAUGGCGGUUCUGGAUGUGGCUGUACCAACUGGAUAUAUAAUUCAACAACAGAACCUGGAUAGAUAUAUCCGUUCAAGACGUAUUCGAAAUCUCCAAAGAGCUCGUUUCCUUGAGCAAAAGGUGCUUUUCUACUUUGACUAUCUUGAUGAAGAAGAAACCUGUGUGGAAUUUACUUUAGAAAGAUGGUUCCCAGUAGCGAAUAUGUCUCGGUAUCUUCCUAUCAGAGUCUAUGAUUAUUAUGCACCUGAGCGUUUCAACGAGACGAUAUUUGACUCGCUUCCAACCUACAUUCUCAACAUUUGCGAAGUUUGUGGUAGUUCACAGUGUCCAUAUUGUCCGAUUUACAACUUUGCAGCAAUUCUAACAUCACCCAGUUUCUUCACUAUCUUUGCAUCUCUCAUCGUUAUCCUCACCAGGUAUUUUAGAUCGCAAGAGUUUAGCGCAGGUUAAAACUUUUUUUUUAACUUUUAGAAGAAUAUAACUUUAAAUUGCGCAAAAAGUUCGUUUUGCGAAAACAUACCGUAUCAAAAACAGAGCUACAAUAUACAUAAUACUUGGAAAACAAAAACUAAUCAUCCUUUUUGAUUAAAGUUAUAAAUACUCCUAAGGAAGAGCGAUUCUACAGUAUUUUUGUACAUUCUUAAUAGCCUUUUUAUCUCAAAAUUCAUCUUAAAAAUAAAAUAUAUGUAUAUAAUCGGUGCCUUGAAAAGGCUCAGAGAACUGUUAACAAUUGCUAUUUUCUUUUUUUUUUGUUAAAUUAAAUACUGAAACUUUAAAUUAAUUACUAAAAUGUCCGUACAUGAGUAUAUGAUCUUGAGAGAUUAUUAGAAGGAAAGGAGCGAAUGUGAUAUAUUAUAAAUAUAUAUUUUUUCACAUAAAGUGAAUGAGUAUUAAUUGUAAUGUAAUUACGACUCUCCACAUCGACUUUUUCUUCCGUACAAUCAUGUCUCUACAGAAAUUCUAGAGAAAAAUUCGAGACUAUUGUUAUUAAUUAUUAGAUUAUUAUUAUAUUUAGAAGAAAAGGAGUCUUAGUCUUCGAAAUUGUACAACUGUGCCUUAAUGUUAUGAACCUUACUUUUUAUGCAAGGUAUAUAAAUAUUUUAACUGUCUGCGUUUAAAUUCUCGACUCCUAGAUCAGGGCAUUUAAUUUGCUUCAAGAGGCGAGAAAUAAACUCGAGUACAAACGACACAAGUUGAAAGUCUAUUCGUAUGAAGCACAAAGUCGUUAUCUGAUACCGUCCAAUGCGAAACGUCUUUAAUCUUGGCAUUUGCUUCUUCGAGAUACUUCGAUAGACCUUAAAGGCCUUUCAUUUAUAGUGCUUUUAAAAAUCUUUUUGCGAAUUUUCGUGAAUUCAUUUCGUAUGUCUCCUUAAAUUGUUAAAAAUUGAAUUGAUUUAUGAGACUUCAAAAUAUUCAUGUUGUCUAUUUUUGUAAAACUAAAAUUAACCUCAUAUUAGAAAACCAAAGCUUGAAUUUUUUACUAUUUCUUAUUUUAGAAUUGAGUACAAAAUACUGGGCAAUCUUAGUUUUCAUUUUAGCUUAAGAUAUCAUUUGGAUAAAUACUUUUAAAUUGAUCAAAUGUAAUUUAAUGUUUAUGUACCAGAAGAAUAUUUUUGAAAAAUGUCCGUCCAAACUUAAUCUCGCAAGUCAGAUAACUUAAUAGAAAUAUUUGAUUAGGUGUAGUUAGUGGAGCUGCCUUACAAUGAAAUGAGUUUCUUAAUGAGUUUGAUUCGUUUUUAUGUCCUAGCUAAUUAGGAAAAGUAGGGGUUUGGCUAUGAACCAAGGUCAUUAGCUAAACGUGGGAGUUUAGGAAAAUGUUUCAUUAGAUGAUUCAUAAAUUGGUUGAAUAACAACUUUGUAUUAAAUAUUUUAAAGCUGGCUGCAUAUUAUUUACCACAAUUCUGACACAUUGAAGAAUACGUAACUUAAGUAUCAAAUACAAAAAUACGUUUACAAAAAUUUUAUCGGCGAUUUUUAAGUUUCCAUCUAAAUCUUUUUUACUAGUAGUACUUUUUUACUAGUAGCUAGUAAAAUGUAUUUCUGAAUAAACUACGGAUUUAGAGAAAAGGUGAUAGCUUAAUGGAGGAUUUUCCUAAACUUCCGCGUUUAGUUUAUUCCCUUGGUUUUUAGCCAAAACCUUGAUUUUCCUAAUCCGCUGCGACAUAUUAUAUUAAAUUUAACGAGACUUUAUGUAGAGUUAUCUUAAGACUUUAUUAAUAAUGUAAUAGUACAAAUGUCAAUUAAUUCCGACUCUCCAGAAUGUGUAUUUUAUUCUCAAAGCUCCUUCAGUUGACCUAAUUUUUAGAAAGCCGUCCAAACUAAAAUAUGUCUCGCGAGUAAAUCAUAGUUUUAUUUACCGUAUAAUCGUCGAUUUAUAUUUUUAUAGCGACAAAUAUAUGUACAUUUUACAAUAAUUCAUGCACAAUCGUAGAGUAGAUUCCUUUUUGUAUGUUUUCUUUUUUCUUUUUGAAAAACGUUACAUACUCGUGAAUCUCAAUAAGUUUCAAGAUUCUUGAAAUAAGUUACUGCCUGUUUGUACAGCAUAUAAUGUUAACCUAUACAUAUAAAUUAACCUGUACAGUUCACUUAUUGCCGAAUAACGUUACGGCCGUCUGAUUUUUAUCGUAAGAAAAAUAAUCGAAAGUCAUUGGAUUUUUGAUGAUUAGAAUUUUCCAAAGGGUACUUUUUUUACUCUUGAUUUUAAUUUUAAAAAGGUAUGCGUACAUUUGAAACUUUUCAUGUGUUGUCUUCAGUAAUUUAAUUAUAAUAAAUAGGUUUGGCUAAUUAACGAUCAUUUACUUCUGUAUAUUAAUAUAUAGAAAAAUUUUGUUUGUAUACAGAGAUUUUUCGUUCUUCAAAAUUCGAGAUUUGUUUACAUACUAAUAAUUAUUUUAUAUACUGCUUGCUGGCACAAUUCAUCUCAUUGUACGAAGCGAAGAAAAAUAACAUUUAACGAUCGUUAAACGUGUUUUGAAGUUUUAUAACAUUUGUACAAAUAAAUGGUAGCAAUAAGAAA
Messenger RNA from Belonocnema kinseyi, 8078 nucleotides. RefSeq names its product CD109 antigen (gene Mcr). The coding region runs from base 311 to 5512 and encodes 1733 amino acids. The transcript has 8 exons. NCBI's taxonomy places the organism in Eukaryota, Metazoa, Arthropoda, Insecta, Hymenoptera, Cynipidae. Gene Ontology annotation, molecular function: protein binding; endopeptidase inhibitor activity. The record is from RefSeq and is a predicted model, not a curated record. Gene Ontology annotation, cellular component: extracellular region.